UCUUGCUAUGAUCUGAGAAACACUGAAGCUCAGCGAUCUCAUGAUUUUAUGCUAGCUCACAGACAGGAACUGCUUAUGUAGUGUGAAUACAGUGUUAUGAUACGUUUGGACAGUUUCUCUAAUUGCUAUUUAUUGUAAGAGUCGUUCGUCCCACUUUUUGAGACCUUGACCUACCUUUGGCGCAGCAAGAGCCUUGACAUUUGUUGCCAGGUCUGGUCAUUAGCGCAAGCGCAGCUCUGAGAUUUGCGUUUCUUUACGAAGAUGCAAGUGCAGAGAGUCGUUCUUAAUUCACGACCUGGUAAAAAUGGGGAGCCUGUUCCUGAAAAUUUCCGCCUGGAGGCAAUAAAUCUGAAACCUGACCUAAGUGAUGGGGAAGUUCUUGUUCGGACGAUUUACCUCUCAGUGGAUCCUUACAUGCGUUGUAGAAUGAAUGAAGACACCGGUGCUGAUUACCUGACGCCAUGGCAGCUGUCCGAGUGUGUGGACGGUGGAGGUGUUGGCCUUGUUGAAGCAAGCAGCUGCAGCACAUACAUCAAAGGAGAUGUGGUCACGUCGUUUAACUGGCCUUGGCAGACACAUGCUGUUAUGAAAGGAAGUGGCUUACAGAAGGUUGACCCUCAAAUGGUUGAUGGGCAUUUAUCCCACUUUUUGGGUGUAGUUGGCAUAACAGGCCUCACUGCACUGUUAGGAGUCAGAGAGAAAGGUCAUGUGACCAAAGGGGCCAAUCAGACAAUGGUAGUAAGCGGGGCAGCUGGUGCCUGUGGUUCACUUGCUGGACAGAUUGGCAGGCUGGAUGGGUGUACAAGGGUGGUUGGGAUCUGUGGUACUGAUGAGAAGUGCAAAGCUUUAGUGGAAGAUCUGGGCUUCUCUGCAUCCAUCAACUAUCGUCACGGGGAUGUCUCUGCGCGACUCAAGGAGAGCUGUCCUGAUGGCAUCGAUGUUUACUUUGACAAUGUGGGAGGUGCCAUCAGUGAUGCUGUCAUGGAGCAGAUGAACAAAGGAGGAAAUGUGAUCCUCUGCGGGCAGAUCUCACAGUACAACAAGGAUGUGCCAUAUCCUCCACCCCUGAGCGAAAAGAUGCAAGAAGUCCUGCAAAAUAAGAACAUCACCCGGGAGCGAUUUAUGGUGCUCAAUUACAUGAGCAAAGCAGAAGCUGCCCUCUUUGAACUCAGCCAGUGGGUCAAAUCAGCCCAAAUUAAGGUGCUGGAAACUGUGGUGAAUGGUAUAGAGAAUAUGGGAGUUGCAUUUUGCUCUAUGAUGAAAGGGGGAAACAUUGGCAAGCAAAUUGUAAAGGUAUCAGAAUGAAGACUCAUGUUUCCAGCAGAGAUGGAGCUCCCUGCACACGCCUUGGUUAAAUAAAUCCACAGUUGCCUUUUUUUUAUCACUGCCAUUAACUCCAAGUAAAUGAACUCUUGUAAAAUAUUGCAUUGAUUAGCUAAUGCUAGUUAAUAACUAUGAACUAGAAAUUCUCUUUGAAACUGGGUAUUUGGGAAAAAUAAACAAAAGUGUAAGGUGGGAUUAAAAGUUUGAUCUGUCUUGAAGCUCAAAAACCAUAGUGACUUUUAGAAAAUGGCACAACAGUUAAUUAAACGCAUAAAUACAGGCAGAGUUGUGCAGAUUUUCAAUAAUAUCUUAACAUACAAACAUUGUCCUUUUCACCAUAAUAACAUAUAAGCAGGUAUCUACUAUAUGGAUGAAAUCAUCUUCUGGUGAAAGGGGAAACAAACAAAUCAGACAUAAAUUGUAACCCAUUUCACAUUCCCGACCAGGUUCAAAUUUGAAAGUGCUAUAGCCACGGGUGGGUCUAGAAAAUUUUUAAUGGGGGGGGGGGGGGGGGGGGGCAGGCAGGGGUACAAACUGGGACAAAGGUGGCACAUGGAAAUGAGACUUUUAGAAAGUAAUUAACUGGUUAUAACAACAAAAGUGGUCAUUUAAUGUAAAAAGUAAAGCAAAAUCUGUAUAAGCAAACAUCCAAUGAAUGAUAUACAGUACUCACAAAAAUGUAAGGAUAUUUCAUUUUUGGGUGAAAUUUGAGAAAAAAUGUUAAAAGUAGUAAAAUUAUAUCAUGAAUGCGGGGCAUUUAAAUAGAAUCAUGCAAUGCUAAUUCCAUGAUUUAAAACAUUUGAUCCAAACAAACGCUAGCAACAGUGUUGGGUAUACUCCAACAUAAAAAUGUCAAUGUCUCAGGGUGUUAGGUGUCAGAAAGAAGAGUUUGAUACAAGCUGUUAUUGAACAACAGCAUUUAAGCCUCGUUGCCACCGGCUGGUGUGGGUCAGGACGGGAUGGUUAGGGUUUGUAAACUGUAAUCUCGUUGCGUUCCCACAGCCAACCGUAACCUUACCUGAGAGGUGGACCUCAACGGAAAGGUCCCAACAAAGAAGGACGGGUCUGGUCUAAUAUUAGGGUAUCCUUCCCAGUUUUCGAGUGUGGAAACACAAUAAAGCACGUCCGGACCCACCCUGCCCCAGCCUGCACCCGUUGGUGGAAACGGUCUGAUUCUUGGUUCAGACGCUUUUUUUUUAGGAUUUUUGGUAGUUAAUCACCUUGUAAAAGAACCUCAUGUUAUGCAAUAAGUACUUAAGCAUUGAAUCGCUUUACAUGUGCAUUCAAAAGUUUAAAGAAGGUCAAAUUAAGUUCAUUAAUAAAAUCUCAAACUCACGGCCUGCUACCCAAAUGAGGCCAACCCUAAGAUAUUUUUGUGGACCCCUAUAUGACAUCAGAGUACUAGUGCGGCCUGUUAAUAAUUGAGAUUAUGAAGGUUAUAUUUUCUUUUCUUUUUUUUGGCACGGGGGAUUUUUGAAACACUUUCUUGUGAAAUACUUUCCUCAUCCAGACUCUACCUCCAGCGGCCCCGAGGCAAGCUGAGUUUGAGACUCCCAUUAUAGUGAAAUAUAGGUGUAUUCUGACAUUGUACAAAAAGUGAAAUAUCACCAACUUUUUUAUGAAUAAUGUAAAUAUAAAUAUAUAUAUAUUUUUAUCAAUAAUUGUUUAUUUAUAAUGAUCCUGCCUCGUAUGUGUUAAUCACUGCUAGACAGUUAUACUUUGUUGAUAAUGAGAAUAAUUUGUUUUAAAGCAAAUCAGCAGUUUACUAGUGUUUUUCAGCAUUACUGGUCAUUUAAUUUAACAGUUGUCACAUCUGAUGGUUCUAUGACUUUUACAUCCUCAACAGACAAGAUUAAUUACUCAUGUAGGCAGCUGGUGAGAUAAUGUUAUAAAGAUGCUGCAAUAUGAUCAAGAACAUGGUGGUACUGAUUUAGAAAAACCUAGAGAAGUACUUUACAUGCUGCAUUCACAUGCACUUGGACAACUGAGAUGUAUCCAGGCAAAUGCCAAUUUAAAUGUUGAAUCUUGGGGUGGCCAAUACCUCCCCAAGUCAUCCCUUUGACCCCACCCUUGACCAUAGCUAAAGGUUUGCAGCUCGAUUCUCACAGGCUUAAAAUUUUUUAAUCUGAGAGUUUUAUCUUGUUAUUAUUAAAGCAAUACAUUUGUCACAAACGCAGGUCGGGACUGUCCAGGACUCAGCCAUUCCAAGUAUGCUUUGUCAUCAUAAAACAAAUACUUUGCAUAUCAAGCAAAAAUAUAGUUUUAUGACAGAAUUAAAGUUGUUGAUAUCCAUCUUAAUGUUUAAACUACAGUGACUUUUUUAAUUAACUACCUGUUCAGCUGCUGAGCUCAAGUUCAACAUCAUGUAAAGAAAGCUGGAUUGUUUUUAUCAGUGUUGGGCUUCAACAAACAAGCACUAACAGAGAAUAUAGGAGGUACUGUAAUGAAUAGUUUUAUUUAUUUUUUAUUUCACAGCACUAUAAACCAUUAAUAAAAUAAAAUCAUGGUUGGCUCUAAUAAAAAUAUGUGGCAAGUGUAAAAUCAUCUACUCAUUCAUAUGCUUCGGAGUUUGAAUGCAGGAGGGGAUGCAGAA
Melanotaenia boesemani (Boeseman's rainbowfish) is the source of this 3916-nucleotide messenger RNA. RefSeq names its product prostaglandin reductase 2 (gene ptgr2). Lineage: Eukaryota; Metazoa; Chordata; Actinopteri; Atheriniformes; Melanotaeniidae. Gene Ontology annotation, molecular function: 15-oxoprostaglandin 13-reductase [NAD(P)+] activity. The transcript has 8 exons. Gene Ontology annotation, biological process: prostaglandin metabolic process. The record is from RefSeq and is a predicted model, not a curated record. The coding region runs from base 262 to 1305 and encodes 347 amino acids.